Molecule: messenger RNA, 636 nt
Organism: Manihot esculenta (cassava)
Lineage: Eukaryota; Viridiplantae; Streptophyta; Magnoliopsida; Malpighiales; Euphorbiaceae
Product: anther-specific protein BCP1
Exons: 1
Coding region: 136-441 (101 amino acids)
Source: RefSeq, a predicted model, not a curated record
UAUUCUUCAUCAGCGCCUUCUUCUUUUGCUGUGUUUUAUCUUGUAUAUCAGGAGCUUUUGCUUCCUCGAAUAAAGUUCUUUAAAACACCAAAAACCCUUUCCCAAAAAAAGUAAAAAACCCUCCUUUUCAGAAAAAUGGCAAGCAAGGCUAUCAUCGUUGCCCUUCUCCUUGUUGCCCUUGUUGGAGUGGUAUCAGCAGCAGAACCAGCCACCGCAGCAACCACCGCCGCUGCACCUGCCGCCAAUGAUACCGCUGGCGCUGCAGAUGCAGCAGGUGCACCAGGUGCUGCUGCUGGUGAGGCUGCCUCUGGACCAGCAGGCAGUACUGCAGCAACCUCAUCAACUACUAGCCCUACUGCUGAAGCACCUGCCAGUGGAGCCACUGCCCUUCAUGUCUCUGCUAUUGCUGGAGUUGCAGCUGUUGGUGCCUACUUCAUCUAAGCUUUUUUUUUCAAUAAUUUAAAUAUAUAUUUAUAUGCAUUUAUUAUCUUUUGUUAUGUUAAAGAAAAAAAACUAAAAUUCAUGUUUGUUGAUUUUAUGAUUUUGUUUGUUAUUGUAACUUGGGAUCAAGUCUCCAGAUUCAUGGAGUCAUCUGAAUAAAGGAAUUCGAUUUCUCUUUUGAUUUAUUUGCUACAA